CUAUCAAUUUUUUCUUAAUAUACAUGAAAAAUCCCAGAAACUUUUAAUAAGGGACAGAGAGUAUUAAAGACCAAAUAAAUUCCAUAAAUAUGAAAAAGACUGUAUCCAAGUUGUAACUGAAUAAUACUAUAUAAAGAAUGAAAAUAAUCAUGCAAAGUGCCUGCUGGGUUACCUAUGCCACACGAUAGUACCAACAAAAAGACCCUUAAAAAAUAUAUAGAAUUGAAAAGAAAAAUAAAUUGAAGGUAGAGAAGCUAAGAGUGAGAUUAAGAUACUCUUCACAUGGCAGCAAGAACACCUCUGUUGGUGCCAAUUGAUGAUAAUGGAGAACAGAACACAAGAACUCAAACAGAGAGAUGGUGGAACAAAGUAUUGGAUAUAGAGGAAGCAAAAAUUCAAUUGAUGUUUUCAUUACCAAUGAUUCUUACAAACUUGUUUUAUUAUUUGAUCACUUUGGUUUCUGUGAUGCUUGUUGGUCAUCUUGGUGAGCUUCAGUUAGCUGGUUCUACUCUUGCUAAUUCUUGGUUUAGUCUCACUGGUGUGGCUGUUAUGGUUGGUUUAAGUGGUGCACUAGAAACACUCUGUGGACAAGGAUUUGGUGCAAAUGAAUAUCACAUGUUGGGAAUUUAUCUACAAGGCUCAUGCAUCAUAUCUUUCAUCUUUUCUAUCAUAAUAUCAAUUAUUUGGUUCUAUACAGAACACAUUCUAGUGUUACUUCAUCAAUCACAAGACAUUGCUAGAACAGCUGCACUCUACAUGAAGUUUCUCAUACCAGGAUUAUUUGCAUAUAGUAUCUUACAAAACAUGUUGAGAUUUCUACAAACACAAUCUGUGGUAAUGCCACUGGUUAUUCUUUCAGCUAUUCCAGCAUUGGUUCAUGUUGGAAUUGCAUAUGGAUUUGUUGAAUGGACAAGUUUGAAUUUCAUAGGUGGACCAAUUGCAACUUCUAUUUCACUUUGGAUAUCAAUGAUAAUGUUAGGAUUAUAUGUCAUAUAUGCAAAGAAAUUUGAGAAUACAUGGAAAGGAUUUUCAAUGCAAUCAUUUCAUUACCUGCUUACAAACAUAAAACUAGCUCUGCCCUCAGCAGCAAUGGUAUGUUUGGAGUAUUGGGCUUUUGAAGUUUUAGUUUUCUUAGCUGGAAUAAUGCCUGAUGCACAAAUAACAACUUCAUUGAUUGCAAUAUGUGCAAACACAGAAUUCAUUGCUUACAUGAUCACUUAUGGUCUUAGUGCUGCUGCAAGCACAAGGGUAUCCAAUGAAUUGGGAGCAGGCCAACCAGAAAGAGCUAAACAAGCAAUGGGAGUCACUCUAAAGCUUUCUCUACUUCUUGGUUUUUGUUUUGUUUUGAUGCUUUUAUUUGGUCAUGAUAUAUGGAUUCAGCUGUUUAGUAAUAGUCCUAUUAUCAAAAAGGAGUUUGCUUCAGUAACACCAUUACUUGCUAUUUCCAUACUAUUAGAUUCUAUCCAAGGUGUCUUAUCAGGGGUGGCUAGAGGAUGUGGUUGGCAGCACUUAGCUGUUUAUGUCAACCUUGCAACUUUUUAUCUCAUUGGUUUGCCAAUUUCAUGUCUCCUUGGAUUUAAGACCAAUUUGCAGUAUAAGGGUUUGUGGAUUGGUCUAAUUUGUGGCCUGGUGUGUCAAACUGGGACACUGUUACUUUUGACAAGAUAUGUCAAAUGGACUAAAUUGAACGUUUCAGACGAUAAAGAUAAUGACCAACUCAUUGUUGCAUAAACAACUGAAAAUUCAUGUUAUGUAGGGCUUGAUAAGAUUGUGUUUGGAAUCGCAGUGAGAGGUUUGUUAAAAUGGGAAAUUGAUUCAGUGAAGUUGAAUUUUUGGUGCAGUCAUUUUAUAACCGUUCGAUCACGAUCGGACGGUUUAAACAAAUGCAGUCAAUAAAUAUAGUUUUAAAUCAUGAUCGUCCGAUCUUGAUCGGACGCCUACAAACAGCCCGACUGCAUGAAUGCACCGAAAAAACGAAUUCAUGGAAUCCGGGUCCUUGUUAAAUGUGCUAUGUGAGCGAAACUAUAACUUGAGCUUCAGGCUCCUUUGUAUCAUUAAUUAUAACAUCAUAUCAAUCAAUAUAUUAUAUAGUGUAAA
Messenger RNA from Trifolium pratense (red clover), 2097 nucleotides. RefSeq names its product protein DETOXIFICATION 18-like. Gene Ontology annotation, molecular function: xenobiotic transmembrane transporter activity; antiporter activity. The transcript is spliced from 7 exons. Gene Ontology annotation, biological process: xenobiotic detoxification by transmembrane export across the plasma membrane. The coding region runs from base 283 to 1731 and encodes 482 amino acids. The record is from RefSeq and is a predicted model, not a curated record. Gene Ontology annotation, cellular component: membrane. Lineage: Eukaryota; Viridiplantae; Streptophyta; Magnoliopsida; Fabales; Fabaceae.